UGUUGUCUGCCUCAAAGCUGGUCGGAGGGAGGAAGAGGAGGUUUUCAGUGAAGGAGGAGGGGCGGGUUGCGCCUUUAAGGAUCGGACCCGCGCCUUUAAGAGCCAGGACCGCUCGGUGCCUCGAUCCAGGGAAGCAGCUGUGGUCGGAAAGUUUGGAGUAGCGCCAGGAUCCGCGUAAUCGGGACACGUCCCUGCUUUUCGCAGCCUGUUUGUAGGAGGUAGGGUCCGAGCGAAGAGAGAAAGAAAAGAGUCCGCUGCACGGUCACAGGACCCCUGCACAGCUCCCGCGAUCCUCAGACGCAGAGCGGAUCCACGGCCCCCGGGACGAGACGUCGAUAGAUCCUUUGGGGAACCGAGCGAGACUCCCGACGAGUAGUCGCUCCAGUAGCGUCGGGAACGAUGGCACAGCAAUGGCCGUGGAUCUGCCUGUGUCUCCUGGCCGGAGCACUCAGUCCGACCACCGGACGUGAAUUCAGAGCUGAGGGCUGGCUCCAGCAGUACGGAUACCUGCCGCCGGGGGACCUGCGGAUGUCAAAGGCCCGGUCGUCGAACACAGUCUCCCAGGCAGUUGCUGCCAUGCAGCGGUUCUACGGGAUACCCGAAACCGGCCACCUAGACCAGACGACCCUGGAGUGGAUGAAGAAGCCGCGCUGUGGAGUCCCAGACAAGUUUGGGCCCAUCAUGAAAACCAACGUGCGACGGCGGCGAUUCGCCAUCCAGGGGCUGAAGUGGAACAACCGGGAGAUAACCUUCAGCAUCCAGAACUACACGCCAAAGGUGGGCGAGUAUGAGACGCAUCAGGCGAUCCGCCGCGCCUUCGGCGUCUGGCAGAAGGUGACGCCCCUCCGCUUCCGCGAGGUGCCCCACGCGAGGAUCCAGGACGGCUCCGAGCCCGUCGCCGACAUCAUCAUCUUCUUUGGCGAGGGCUUCCACGGCGACAGCACCCCUUUCGAUGGCGAGGGGGGCUUCCUCGCCCACGCCUUCUUCCCGGGACCCGCUAUUGGGGGUGACACCCACUUCGAUGCUGCUGAACCCUGGACCCUGGGUGACCGUGACCUCAUGGGGAACGACAUUUUCUUGGUGGCUGUGCACGAGCUGGGCCAUGCCCUGGGCCUGGAACACUCCAAUGACCCAAGUGCCAUCAUGGCUCCCUUCUACCAGUGGAUGGACACGGAGAACUUUGUACUGCCCGACGACGACCGACGAGGAAUUCAGCAGCUGUAUGGACCGCCUGAUUAUGGUCCCAGACCAAAGCCCACCAAACCACUUCCCACCCUGCACCCGAAGGUGCCCAGAAAACCCACCAAGGACCCCUUCCAUCCUACGAAGCCCUCAAAUCCUUACGGACCCAGGAUCUGUGAUGGCAACGUUGACACGGUCACCAUGCUUCGAGGAGAAAUGUUUGUCUUCAAGGGCAAAUGGUUCUGGAGGAUCCGAGAUGGGAGGGUUCUGGACAACUACCCCAUGCCCAUUGGCCACUUCUGGGUGGGUCUGCCGUCCAACAUCAACACUGCCUAUGAAAGGAAGGAUGGCGACUUUGUCUUCUUCAAAGGAGACCGUCACUGGGUGUUUAAGGAGGCCACCGUACAGCAGGGAUACCCCCGCCCCCUGAAGGACCUGGGCGCCCGGGUUCCACGGGACCGCGUUGACGCUGCGCUCUGGUGGAGCCUCAGCGGGAAGACCUACUUCUUCCGCGGUGACAAGUACUACCGGUUUAACGAGGACACCCUGUCCGUAGACGCGGACUAUCCCAAACCCAUUUCCGUCUGGCACGGUAUUCCCAACUCUCCGAAAGCAGCCUUUGUCUCCGAGGAUGGAGCUUACACCUACUUCGUAAAGGGGAACCACUACUGGAAGUUCAAUAACCAGCACCUAAAGGUGGAGCCAGGCUUCCCCAAGUCGAUGCUGCGGGACUGGUUUGGUUGCCAGCUCCCUCGUGACCGGGACACGGAGGAGGAGAUCCUGGUUGAGGUGGAGGAGUCCCAGGUGGAGAUAAACCCAGCGGCCGUGGUGGUGCCAGUACUCCUGCUGAUCGCUGUUCUAGUGCUGAUUGCCCUGCUUGUUGUCUUUAAGAGGAAUGGCACCCCCAAGAAGCUACUGCAUUGCCAUCGCUCCCUGCUGGACCAGGUGUGAGGGGAUGUCCCAGGUGGGAAUUCCCAGACUGCUCCCAGACCCGAUCGUCUGACACCCAUCACACCCUGUCCCACACAAACCAGCCUCCCCCACCCCCCAAACCCUGGCUGUCUUACACCGUCCCAUACCCCAUCUGUCCCAUCUCCAAAACCUGACCAUCUUAUCCUGUCUCCUCCUGACCCAGCACGGACCCCAGCCAUCCCUCGACCAUCCUAAUCCUAAACUCCAGACCGAGUGCCUUAACAUUGUCCGACCCUGUCUUCUCCUGCCUUGCCCCAACCCCAAAACUCAAUCCAUCUUCACACCAUCUCCCAAGCUUUAACCCGUCCCAGCUGUCCCUCCCUGUGGCACCCAGUCACAAAACUGAUCGGCCUGCCUCACUCGCAGAUCUUGACCACCUAACACCAUCCCAGACCCAUCUCAUGGCAUGCCACACCAUCUCACAGACCCAUUUCCAAACCCAUCCUACAGUUCCCACUGUCCUAGCCCCUUACUUGUCUUUCCCCUCACCCCAUCUCACCCUCUUACAGACACCCACCCCAUCAUAAUGUCCCCCCCCAUUCCCCUCUCCCUACAUAUCAACACCCCCACGGCCCCUCUCCUCCCCUGUUCCCAGCCUGUCCUGUCCCAUCCCUUCACCCACACUACGAACAGAACCCCCCCCCCCCCCCGCCCAAUUUAAAAAGACUGUCCCACCAGCCAGGCAAGAAACCCCUGACCCCUGAUGCAGGGGUGAGAGAGAGAGUGUGACCCCGGAGUACGAUCAUCCGUUCCCCAAACCCCCUCUCAUCCCCAGUUGUCCCACUAAACACCCCGACCCGUCAGGAUGCAGAAUGGGGGCACUCUUAAAGGUAAAGGUACCAUCAGCAGGGCAGCAAGAGCCCUGCAGACUCUCUGUGUGUUGCGUGUUUUUAUAUAUUAUAAGUGCGGUUAUUAAAACGCCCGUCUCAGCCGAGCGCAAAUGACCAAGUUAACCUGCUGCGCAGGUGCUGGUGUUGGUCCGAGUACCUCGGCCAAAUCCCUCCCCCCACCAUCACUGCAGACUGCAGUUCAGCCCCCUUCGUGUUUUUCUAAGAUAAGAAAAAAUAUUAAAUUGUGAUUUUUUUUGGUCUUUUUUUUAGUGUUAUGUUUUUGUUUUCCUCUGUGGGUUAAUUAAAAAGAAUUGUGGAA
This is a messenger RNA of Hypanus sabinus (Atlantic stingray), 3303 nucleotides long. RefSeq names its product matrix metallopeptidase 14a (membrane-inserted) (gene mmp14a). Bases 400 to 2133 code for a protein of 577 amino acids. Gene Ontology annotation, molecular function: metalloendopeptidase activity; zinc ion binding. The record is from RefSeq and is a predicted model, not a curated record. Gene Ontology annotation, biological process: collagen catabolic process; zymogen activation; skeletal system development. Lineage: Eukaryota; Metazoa; Chordata; Chondrichthyes; Myliobatiformes; Dasyatidae. Gene Ontology annotation, cellular component: extracellular matrix. The transcript is spliced from 10 exons.